Messenger RNA from Alligator sinensis (Chinese alligator), 749 nucleotides. RefSeq names its product mitochondrial ribosomal protein S11 (gene MRPS11). Gene Ontology annotation, biological process: ribosomal small subunit assembly; maturation of SSU-rRNA from tricistronic rRNA transcript (SSU-rRNA, 5.8S rRNA, LSU-rRNA); translation. The transcript is spliced from 4 exons. Gene Ontology annotation, molecular function: structural constituent of ribosome; mRNA 5'-UTR binding; small ribosomal subunit rRNA binding. Gene Ontology annotation, cellular component: ribosome; mitochondrial small ribosomal subunit. The record is from RefSeq and is a predicted model, not a curated record. NCBI's taxonomy places the organism in Eukaryota, Metazoa, Chordata, Crocodylia, Alligatoridae. The annotation marks the transcript as partial.
GGGGGCGUCGCAGCCUCGCGCCGGGUGGGAAGGGGCACGAGCGACGCGGCCCCGCGCCCGAGCCGCCCUCUUCCGGGGGCCGCGUCUCACUUCCCCGUGUCGCUUCCCAGCUCCGUGCCCCCCGUGCCGGGACAAGAGAGUCACCUGAGGUGGAACGGAAAAAAAUACGAGGACAUCCCCAUAGUCCACAUCCUCGCCACCUACAACAACACGCACAUCUGCAUCACCAACGCUCAAAACAUGCGACUUGUUCAUACUACUUGUGGCACUGAAGGGUUCAGAAAUGCCAAGAAGAGCACUUCUAUUGCAGCACAUACUGUAGGCAUUUCAGCAGCAGAGAAAGCCUGCAUGAAGGGUGUGUCCCACGUGCGAGUGGUAGUGAAAGGCCUGGGACCUGGGCGCUUGGCGGCCAUCCAGGGGUUGACCAUGGGGGGGUUGGAGAUCAUCUCCAUCACGGACAACACCCCGAUUCCACACAAUGGCUGCCGUCCCCGGAAGGCACGAAGAAUCUGAGACAGGAACGGAAGAGAAGCACUGAGCAGUGAUGGCUGGUGCAACGUGAACUGGUUCAAGGAUCUGCUUUUACAUCACAUCUUUGAAAGAUGUUUUCCCUGAAAGACCAGUAGAAUGGACAUGGGCCAGAGCAUUAGCCUGACAUUGGAAGCAAGAAUGUAUUUUACCUGCCUAGUGGGAAAACUUUUGUCUGUAAAAUUGGUAAAUUAAAAUGUUUGUCUUUCUGAUGGCCUCUC